AUGGAGCCCUCGGGGCUGGAGCAGGAGGGCGCGGGCCAGACCCACCCGCCCCACGAGCCCAUCAGCUUCGGCAUCGACCAGAUCCUGAGCAGCCCGGAGCCGGGCAGCUGCUUGGGGCCGGCCCGCCCGGCGGGGGAGCCGGACUACGCGCUCUACGGGAGCGGCUGCGGCGGCGCCUACAACCCCGCCUGCUCACUGGGCUCCCACAGCCUCAGCCGGAGCAUGAGCGUGGCCCCGGGGGGCCCCGCGGGAGGGGUGAUCCGGGUGCCGGCGCACAGACCCCUGCCUCCCCCCGCGCCGGCAGCGCCCGCAGCUCCCCCGCAGCCGGGGGUCCCCGGCCUCCCCAGCCUCACCUUCCCCUGGAUGGAGAGCAGCAGGCGGCUCGCCAAAGACCGGCUUUCAGCUGCCCUGUCCCCGUUCGCGGUGACGCGGCGCAUUGGGCACCCCUACCAGAACCGCACCCCCCCCAAGAGGAAGAAGCCACGCACCUCCUUCAGCCGACUGCAGAUCUGUGAGCUGGAGAAGCGCUUCCACCGGCAGAAGUACCUGGCCUCAGCUGAGCGGGCCACCCUGGCCAAGGCCCUCAAGAUGACGGACGCCCAGGUGAAGACCUGGUUCCAGAACCGCCGCACCAAAUGGAGGAGACAGACGGCCGAGGAGCGGGAGGCCGAGCGCCAGCAGGCCAGCCGGCUGAUGUUGCACCUGCAGCAGGAGGCCUUCCAGAAGAGCCUGAGCCAGCCGCUGCCGCAGGACCCGCUCUGCAUGCACAACUCCUCCCUCUGCGCCCUGCAGAACCUGCAGCCCUGGGCCGAGGACAGGAAGGUCACGUCCGUCUCAGGGGUGGCAUCUGUGGUGUGAGCCCCCCUGGCGCAGGGGGAGAGACCUGUCUGCAUGUUCCCACGAGGCUGCGGGGUGGCAGGGGCUGAGGCCGGACCCUCCAUGCCUGCUGCAGAGGCAGACUCCUGGGGCCUAGGGACCAUGAUGCUGGUGCCCUCCCGGCUGUGCCUGCCCUGGCUGGGGUCUGCCCUGCCUCAGUACCCUGGGGGAGCAAGGAGCCCCAGACACCCCCCACACCCUGGCAGGCCAGGCCCCGCUGACUGACUCAAAGGCUCUGCCUACACCUGACGUACUAGUGACCUGUACUGCCA
Molecule: messenger RNA, 1148 nt
Organism: Gopherus evgoodei (Goodes thornscrub tortoise)
Lineage: Eukaryota; Metazoa; Chordata; Testudines; Testudinidae
Gene: TLX2
Product: T cell leukemia homeobox 2
Exons: 3
Coding region: 1-858 (285 amino acids)
Biological process (GO): animal organ development; regulation of transcription by RNA polymerase II
Cellular component (GO): nucleus
Molecular function (GO): RNA polymerase II cis-regulatory region sequence-specific DNA binding; DNA-binding transcription factor activity, RNA polymerase II-specific
Source: RefSeq, a predicted model, not a curated record